Molecule: messenger RNA, 5998 nt
Organism: Strigops habroptila (Kakapo)
Lineage: Eukaryota; Metazoa; Chordata; Aves; Psittaciformes; Psittacidae
Gene: KANSL1L
Product: KAT8 regulatory NSL complex subunit 1 like
Exons: 16
Coding region: 1316-4489 (1057 amino acids)
Cellular component (GO): NSL complex
Molecular function (GO): histone acetyltransferase binding
Source: RefSeq, a predicted model, not a curated record
AAAUGUAAAAAUCUUCUCCUGGCGUCCAGGAAUCUCAUUGUUAACAAGAAAGUUUCAGGUGUUUGGGAUGACAAAAGGUGACUCAAUUCAGGAGAGAAGGCUUGUACAGAGGAGCCGUACAAACCCUCAUGCAAAUGGAGUUUUAUUGUCACUGAAAACUAAAAGAUCACAAACAAAAAGCCCACUAAAUGACACAGCAAUCAUCUCCCAUUAAAAAUCCCCCAGAACAUUGUCUGCAGUGUUGUGUAACUAAAGUGAUAGUGUUAUGCAAGGGGGGGGAAGAGUCAAAAAGUGAAAGGACUAUAAACAAAAGCUGGGAAGGGAAUGCCACCCUGUGUGCAGACAGGUUUGUGGUUGGGGUUUGGUGUGUUUAUUUGAAUAGGGUGCUGCUCAUUACCAACAUGAAGACACUAGUUUCAGGAUUUAGACAAAUUCUGUUGGGGUAAGCCUGGGAGAGAAGGAUAUAAUGUGGGAAUGUCGAGUGAGGACUAAAAUAAGCAGAGGUAGCAGGGGGGAGAGGACUGGAAAAGGAGCAGAGGUCACUGGGGAAUUAAGGACUGAUCACUGUUGGGAGAGAAGGGAGCAGGGAGUGCUUGGGCUGUGGUAAACUGCAAUUCCCAGCUAUAUCCUCCCAGGUAAUUAGGGCAUUAGGGGAGGAUAAGCAUAAAGUCACUUUAAACAUCAGUUGCUGUACUGUGCGUGUCUGGUACUUGUUUCUUCCCUCCCCCUGUACUUAUUUUACGUCAGCUUUUCCUUUUACAGUUCUUUCUCGUCUUUCAAGUAGAGUGCGUAUUCAGCAGAUGAAAAGCAAACUGGUUGCCAGUUUAGUAGCAUUUCAGCUGGUCUGGUUUUGAAACCGCAAGUAGCACACAAUGGAAAAAAUCCUUGAAAUGGUUUACCUAGGACAAAAAAGCUUUGCCCAGAAUGAACAUACAGCCCCUUCCUGAAUACCAUGCUGCAGUACUUGUCUUCCCUCCCUCUGCACUUUCUGGGUUGGUUUCUUUUCCCCCCCCAGAAGAUAACAGGUUUGGCUCUGGAAACUCACUUCCAAUAAGGUGGAGUGAAAUUAUUUUUGCUGCUUCUUGCCAAAAUGAAAUAAAAUGUGUCAAAGUGAAAAUUGCACCAUUCUCGCUGAGCCAAGGACUUGUACUAAAAUUUGGUUUUAAUUUUUUUUUUUUUUGUUGCAGCUGAUACUCUGUUUUGCUCAUUUAGCAAUGACUGUUUGUGUCUGUGUUUGUAAACUUCUUGGAGAAAUGCCAAGGACUGGAGACUGGGACUGUACCAGCUUUUGUAAAGUCUUUUUUGUGGCACUGAAAUGAGAGGAACACACGUGAAGUGUCUCACACGACUGUCUUCAGGGCAGAAACAUUGUGUGAAGUUUGCACCUUGCUGGGUUUGCUGUAAACUACCUACCGUAGCUAUAAUGACACCAGCCCUCAGAGAGGCAGCAACAAAAGGUCAUGGUAUCCACUUGUCACCUUCUUUGUCCUUUAGAGCUAUGGAGUCUGAUACAGCUUUGUGCAUGGAAAAUUCCAGAGCAGUGGAAGAGAAGAUAAAAGAGGACUCCAUCGCACAGAUUACUUGCUCAGUCCUGGGGUUCCCCACUGCUGAGCCCAACCUCAGGAAUGAUAUCUUCAGUGUGCAGCAUUUUGGUUCUCCACCAUCCUCCAAGCGCUAUCAGUCUGUCUUGUUAAUGAGUACAAAUUCUGCGUUUAGCAACAAAACCGGGAAGCAGCCAAAAGCGGGAGAGCCCGGCUGCUCCAGGAUGGGAAAGUCAUUGCAUAAUAGUGCUGACACCUCAGCCGGGCAGAUUAGUCAUUCAGAACCUGAGGAACAGGUCAAAGGGGAAAUAUUUUCAGAGACCACAUCUCCGAAUCUGGCAGGAACGCAGAGACUUUCGGAUUCCAAUGUAACCGAAUCCAGUAAUGCAGAAGAAAUACAGCUUUUAAAUGGUAAAUGGUACAAGAAGAAUGGUUUUUUGGGUAGGGCUUUGGAAGUCUGCACUGAAACAAUAAAGGGGGAUUUAUUACACCAAAUUCUUCAUGGGCCUUCGGAAGGGAUUGUGAGCUGCACCCCAGAGGAGGUGUAUGCUCGCUUACUCCAGUGUGUCACUAAGCAACAAAUGGAAAUCAGUCGUGCCAAAAGAACUCAGAAACGUUUACAAAUGCUCCUGGCAAAGCAUGUUAUCAAACACUGCGAUCAGCAGCUGAAAUGCUUUGUGAAACAUCAGCUACAAAGGAUGAAGGUUUUCCAUGAGCCAACCAGAUUUUUGAGCAGUAGCUCCCUCAGGUGCACUGAAGGUUGGCCAGAAAACAACACAACUACUUUGGAGAGUAGUUCGAGUACGGACCCACAGAACGGAGUUAACAUUGCACCAGGUGAAAUCCGGGGAUUUGCACUUCAUACUGGAGGGCUGCUGUCCCGCGUGGAGAAGGAUCUGGACUCCGAUGCAACAUGUAGCAGCUCAGAUGAAGAUGGUGAGGAACAGACUGUAAGAACAACUGUGGAAGCCUAUACUUCUGAAUGGAAGUGGCUUGCAGACAGAGCUAGAAUUGGCAGCCGUUGGACAUGGCUUCAAGCCCAGAUUACAGAACUAGAAUACAAAAUCCAACAACUAACUGACCUUCACAGGCAGAUACGUGCCACCAAGAAUGUAUUGACUGCAAAGACUAUAACCAACUUCAAAUCCAAGGGUGGCUGUUCCGUACAGAAAAACCUCUUCUUAAAUCAGCAGGGGAUGGUGAUCUUAGAAGAAUUCCCAUUUCCAAAAGACAUUUUGAAGAAGCAAAUACAAUUGACAGACCAAGAAGCUUUAUUAAACGCCACAGGGAAUUCGCAAGCUGCCAUUGAGAGACAGGAUUCUUUGCCGGAGCAUGACUUUGAAAUGUCACCCAGCAGUCCUACCCUGCUCUUACGAAACAUAGAGAAACAGAGUGCACAACUGAGUGAAAUCAUCAGCAGCCUGAUUGCUCCACUCAAUCUGUCUCCAGCUUCUUCAUCUCUUUCAUCCAAGGCCUGUAGGCACAGGCAGCUGGUCAAUGGCAUCUCCUUCAGAGCUUCAGACAACAGAGAGGUAUCCUCUUCGGGUAGCUGGUUGCUUGAUCAUCAGCACAUCAAGAAAAGAAGAAGAGACAGGACAAGACUAAGACCUCUUGCUGUGGCUAGUGGGAGCACAUCUGCCCGGACAAGGCCACUUCAUAGCUUCCAGAAGAGGAAACUCUACAGAAUGCACGGUGCCUGUCACUGGAAUCAGCAGACUUUGCCAUCUAGAGAUGUCUCCUUUCCAUAUAAAACUCAGUUCCCAUAUAGCGAGUACAGCACAGAAUCUAAAAUACUAGAUUACGUGCAACAGUUGGACUCCUCCUUCCAUCCAGUCUUAUCAUUCCCUGCAGAUAUUCCUCUUCACAUAUACUUUGAAACAUUAUUAAAGAAGGAUGACAUCAAAGGAGAACCUGUUGAUACCUCAUCUUCGGGAGGGGAAGUUAAAGCAUCUCCAGACAAUGACCAUAAUCAGCAUAAUGUUUCUGUCAAGCAAUGGAGCGAUGGCUGUUUAUCUACUUCCAAAUCUCAGUCAGUGUCAGGAACAUCUGACCAGCUGUCAGAAGGCAGAAAGAAGAGGCAUCUCAGUGAGACAGCAGUAGGAGAACAUAACACUAGGUUUGAGACAUUCUCCUUUCAACACGCAGAACCCGAAUCCCACAGCAGUUUUGCUGCCGCGACCAAUGUCAAUGCGAUGUCUAAGCCCUCUCCCAGCACUUCAUCACAGCAUAACUCCAGGAGGAGGUUGAGAAGCGAGAGCUCCUAUGAUAUAGACAACAUUGUUAUUCCAAUGUCGCUGGUGGCGCCAUCGAAGUUGGAGAAACUACAGUACAAAGAAAUCCUCACACCAAGCUGGAGAGUUGUUGAAUUUCAACCUUUAGAAAGCUCUCCUACAGAUGAAGAAGAGAUAGAAGAUCUGUCAGAUGAAGUGUUUGCCUUACGCCACAGCAAGUAUGAAGAACGAGAGAGAGCAAGGUGGUCGCUGUGGGAGCAGAGCCGCUGGCCCAGGAGGAAUAGCAGGUCUUACAGCAGAAGUGCUGACGGGCGACACAGCCAAGAUUCGGCGCAGAAGGACCACCAGAGCAGCUCCUGCGCCUCGCUGCACUGCGCUGCUGAGCCUGUGCCCAACUUGACUUCAGAGGCCCCCAGCUCUGUUUGUUCAGGGACUGCACAACUCUGCAGGGAGAACCAGGAAGCAAAGUCUGGACUGUGGGAACUUCGAGUUUUUCCACUAAAAGAUGAAGAGGUAGAAGCUUUACUGUGCCAAGAUCAAGUAACGAAUCGGACUGAAAUGUCAAGUGCAGCUUUGCCCAGCGACUCUCUCUGUACUUCCUGCACACCCGUUGGGCUGACAGACAAUGGCCAUCCACCACGGAAACAACCCACCGAAGAGGCAGAAGACUGCGAAAACGCUUGCCUGGGAAUCAGCAAUACAAGAAAACAAAGGUGACAGGGAAUAAGGUGGUUCAUUAAGAAAGCCAAUUAAGGUGGAGAAAAGUGUAAGGUAAAAUCUCUCUUGUUCAGCAUAUGACAGCACAAUUCAAACCCUGUACGUUAGCCGCAUAUAAUAUAUUUUCUUUCUUGCUUUGUAACAGGCAGGAUAAAUCCCAAAGACAACACUUUCUUCUUCCUGAACCCCAAGAGAAAGUAAUUAUUUCAAGCUGGAAGUCUAAUAUUCCCAAUGUCGGGAGUGGGCGCACAUAAAUUGCUGGCACCAUUCACUUUCUGUUGUCAUAUUGCCACCUUGUUAAUAAUCAUCCUUUUCUGUUUUGUUUGUUUUCAAAUGCAUUUCUGGUUCUAGUGGAUUCUGGGGCAGCAGGAUAUGCUGUCUACCUUAACCAACAACUUCAACUGAACACAGAAAAACUACUUGAAAAAAUAGUGGGGAGAAGAGAGAGCCUCAGAUUAUUUUCCUGUGUGGCAUGACCACGGGGCAGAAAUCUGCCUCUUUAAAUGCAUGUGUGUAACCCAUGCGUAAGAUAAGGGUAGGUUGAGAACGGGCAGUUUCAAAGCAGGCGCUCUGGAAGCCUUGCAUCUAGCUUAAAACUUGUACCCAGCUCUCCGUAGUGCCAGGACAUGUUUCAUAUAGAUGUCCUCCAGCAAUGAAAUAGGGAUAGACCACUGCAUUUCAAUAGCCGCUGUAUCUGCUACUCACAAAGUAGGGUUUCUGCUUCAGUCGGGCGGGUAUAGAGAAACAGAAGGAAAGAGCAGUCGAGUCCAAUCAGUGACGCAGCUCUCUGAAUAUUGUGGUUUGGGUCAUCUUACUUCCUUAGUCCUCCAGUAGCAAAUGAGGCUCAUAAUAUUUUGCUUUAAUAUGUUAAAGACAAAGUCUUGUUCCAGUUUCUGUACAGUGCCUUGCAAGAGUCUCGUAAGUAUGCCAACAUUUGGUAACUAGCUGAAAAGGAAAAGAUGACUGAUGUCUAGAAGACCAAUAAAGAAAAAGACCCCAAAGCUUCCCAUUGUGAUUCCCAGCCAGUUCACAGUGAGGAAACAAAAGCAAGUUGUUGAAACUUGCAUCUAAAUAGUGUAGUUUGCAAUGUAUCUGCAAUCUCAAGAGGUAUUAACAAAGAUUAAACAUUGAAUGUAGGUAUAAUCCAUCAACAGGAAGUUUUUCUGUGUAGGACAGUUGAAGGCAAUUUAAUAGGAGUCUGUGCUUUUGUGCAAAAUUCCUUCCGUGUGUAACAUCUGGAAUGGCACUGGACAGAUGACCCAGUUUUAGUGUCAAUUUUUAUUUUUUGGUCAAAAUGACAGGAAAUACACACUGGGCAUCUGAAAACAGUUCAGUAAAGUUUCAACACUACAACCUAUUGCUACAUUGUAGUUUAUUGCACAUUCUGAUUAUUUUUUUAAACACUUUUUUAACACUGGUUUGUCUUAAACUUGAAUCUUGCCUCAAUGUCUGAUACAAUAAUCUUUGAUGCAAGGUUGGUUUUUUUUUUAAUUAAAAGUUAUUUCUAUA